ACUCUUAUCAAACAUGUAAAGUUAGGUACAGAUCUGAGCAUGUACACUGACGUUAUAACAACUUCCUUUUUCAUGGCGAAUCAUCGAUUUUCAACGCCAUGGCACAUUGUGAAGUUUGAUGAAACCUUACAGGUGAACCUGAUGGAACCUGUAAAUCACAAAAAAUGACCAUUAAAUCCAACAUGGCCGACUUCCUGUUGGCUGUAGGGCAUUGUUCCCAGAAGCUUCUUGUAGGUGUGGACAUGAUCCAUCUUCCACAAAGAUUUUGUAGAUUUCGGAGAAACGUGGCUGCUCUGUAGGGGGCGCUAAUGAGCCAUUUUGCCACGCCCAUGCACGAAAACACAGGACAUGGAGAUUUUCAUGGGAUUUAAAUUUUGUCCAAAGUUUGGUGAGUUUUCGUUUAGUGUCUCAUUAGCAGAAAGAAAGAAAAAGAAUUCCUUCAGAUUGAACAGGGUGAAACAUUAAAACAGAACCACAGAAAGUAGAACCUACUGUGUAGUACUACUGUGUACUACAGUUGUGAUGGCAGCACGUAUGUUCGCUCCUAGCAGAGACAAGUAAACCUCUGGCAGGAUGGACUUGGACCCCCACCUGUCCUCCUACCUGGAUCUGGUCAAUCAUUAAUGUUUCCAGUCAGACAGGAAGUGUUCAGGUCCAUGCGGAUUCCACAGACAGAGGUGUGUGGAAGCCAGGUGUGUUUGCUGCUGUGGCGUUAAUGAAAGCAGGUGUUUGUAGCUGACUAACGGGCCGACAGCUGUUACCUGUGUUUGUAGUGAGACAGGUGGAAGGAGAGGCGAGAAUGGGAAGAGGGGCCAACUGUAGCUGGAUCGGGCCUGAGAUCCCUCUGUCAUCACAGAUCUUCAGCGGUGAGUAACGUUCUGUCAGUCCAGCUCUGCCGGGCUGUGGGUUCAGGUCCCAGAAGGAUAAACACCUGAGACCAGGUAACUAAAGGAAUAUGCUGAUAUAGGCUGUGCAGUUUGUUUUGUAGUCUUUGUAUUCAGGUCUGAAAGUGUACAGGAGGCAGACCUUAAUAAAUAAUGAUAGUAAGUAAGUUUAGAAACCUGUCACAGCCUCUUUCUUCUGAAAAAAACAUCAGAAAAUACUGGAAAACAUUUGGAAAGUAAUUACAGAAAUAGUGAUUUACACUGGAGGACAUCUGUAUUAGGACACAUUCAGGACUGUGGAGGAAAAACACCAGGACACUACACCUGCAGUGUUUUAUUACCUUAAACAAGGAGGAGAAAACAACCCCAAAUAUCUUUUUAACAGGAAAUGUUAAACACGAGUUGUAUCAGCUCGAACCCUCCUGAAAUAAUUUGAAACAUUGUAAUGAACCCGGGAGAAGCUGCUGGAGCAAAUGACACACGAAGGAAGUCAUUGUUAAAUCAGUCCAGCUCUUCAGUCCACAGAACAAAACCGAGGCUGACUGGUGAGCCCGCUCUCUGGACACAGCGUUUGUCUAUACAGACCUUUGUUCUUGCAUUCUUACUGGACAUUACUGGAGAACUGCACAUCAAGAAAGGAGCUGUUAAAAUACAAACUAAAAACAACGUAGCAGUACCUCAGCUGAGCCCUUCAAUAAAUACAUCAAAUGCUAGGAGCAGUCUACAGCCUCUGUCUUAUCCACAUUAGACUAAUAACAUACCUUUAUUAGUAUACUGGUCCUAGUAGUUCUACUUUACCAUCAGGCAGCAGUAACAGAAUCAAUUCAGCAGCUACAGCAGGUUCAGAUGUUUUUGUUUCAUUAACCCAGAAACAGAUCUGACUUGUGGUUAGCCUCUAUGCUAAUCAAACUACAAACAGGAAACCAUCAUAUUAACAUCAGGGAUCAACCCUGUGGAGCUGUUAGGGACUGAUGUAACGGAUGAAGCAGCAGAACCAAAAGCACUUUGUUGCACCUGCCUCGAGCCUCUCCCUCCAGCUUUUCAGCACUACCUCUGUGUUCCAGGUUUUAAUUUAUGAUCUUUGAAGCACAAAUAACUGGGUCAGGGUUUGGUCUGAACCAUUUCAUCAUGUUCUGAUGUGGAGUGUCUGAUUGAUGUGUGUCAAAAACUGCAGUUUUUGUUUGUAUUGUUGUACUCUGUGGUUUAUCACCCCAGCUGUGCAGCGGCCCAACGGGAAACUCUUGGUUGUGUGUGUGUUUACAGCCAUUAAAGACGAGCUGUGGCUCUUCCUCAUCCCGGCCGGCCUGGCGCUCAUUUUGCUGGGCGUGUUCCUGGAAGAGGUGGGCUUCCUCCUGCGCCACAGCCCCUCGUCCAGACGCCGGCGCCUCUACCUGUGGAUAUUAGGAAUGUACCCGGUCUUCAUCUUCACCUCACUCAUAGCGCUGUAUGUGCCGCGUUCGUCCUCGCUCUGUAAUUUCAUCGCUUCACUGUAUCACUCCAUCACCCUGCUGAAGUUCAUGGGCCUGAUCACUGACUUCUUUGGAGGGAAAGCUCGUAUGUUGGCUGCCUUGUCUGGACAGCAGGUAUCUCCAGAUCCUUUCCCCUGCUGCUGCUGCUGCUGUCUCCCUCUGGUGGCCAUCAACAGCAGCAGCCGGGGCUGGAUGAUGGCGGCUGUGCUGCAGCUCUCUGUUGUCCGCAGCGUCCUCUUCUUUGUCACCCUGGUUCUGUGGACGGAUGAACAGUACGACUACGGUGAUGUGGAUUCAGUGAACCCUAACCUGUACGUGAAUGCUAUCAUCGGUGUGUCCACCUUCGUGUCCUUCUACGGCCACCUGCUGUUCUACAAAGCCACUAAGAGAGCUCUACCCGGAUAUGGACUGAGGGCCAAGUUCGUCUGCGUCAUCGUGGUGCUGGUGCUGUGUGGCCUGCAGAGCAGCAUCUUAGAGACCAUGGGGGCUCUGGAGGUCAUCCCCUGCACGCCCCCCUUCUCCGUCCUGACCAGGUCCCAGUAUUGCAGAGUGGCCUGUAAGAUGUCCUGGGAUGAGUUGGAGGCCCUGUGUCGCAGAGAGAGGCUCCACUGCAAACAGCUCGGGGUCAACAGGGCCAACGUCAAUGACUAUGAGGUGGAGUUCCUCUGUGACUACAAGAAGACCAAGGUGGAGGAGUUCUACCUGGUGAAGUGGAAGGGCUUCCCAGAGUCAGACAACAGCUGGGAACCCAAGAGGAACCUCAAAUGCCCCAAACUGAUGAAGCAGUUCCACCUGGACCUGGACCAGGAGCUGAGGCGCCACAAGAGACGCGGCACCCCUAAAAAGCUGGAUAAGGAAGUUGCCUUGUUCCUUGUCCAGAAAGCCAAACUCCGUCUGAGUCUGCAGCGCUGGGAGGCACAUUUGAACCAGACCCGCAACCACCCAGGUCGCAUUUUUGUCAUGAACGAAGUGGACUUCGAGGGCCCCCCGAAGAACUUCACCUACAUCAACAACUACAAGGUGGGCCAGGGCAUCGUGCUGGAUGAGAUGGCUGUGGGCUGCGAGUGCAAGAACUGCUUAGAGGAGCCGGUGAAUGGCUGCUGCCCCGGGGCCUCGCUGCACCGCAUGGCCUACACCGACAGGGGGCAGGUCCGCAUCCGGCCGGGGCAGCCCAUAUACGAGUGCAACUCCCAGUGCAGCUGUGGCAGCGACUGCCCCAACAGAGUGGUGCAGAAGGGCAUCCAGUUCGACCUGUGCAUCUUUAAAACGGAGAACGGCCGGGGCUGGGGCGUCCGCACGCUGCAGCACAUCAAGAAGAACACCUUUGUCAUGGAGUACGUGGGAGAGAUCAUUACAACUGAUGAAGCAGAAAGGCGGGGCCACGUGUACGACCGCCAGGGCUCCACCUACCUGUUCGAUCUGGACUACGUGGAGGACGUGUACACGGUGGACGCAGCUCAUCAAGGAAACGUCUCCCACUUCGUCAACCACAGCUGUAACCCCAACUUGCAGGUCUAUAACGUGUUCAUCGACAACAUCGACGAGCGGCUGCCGAGAAUCGCUCUGUUUUCAACGCGGGCCAUUCGGGCAGGAGAGGAGCUCACCUUUGACUACAAGAUGCAAAUUGAUCCGGUCGACACAGAAAGCACCAAAAUGGACUCCAGUUUUAGUCUAGCUGUCCUCCCCGGCUCUCCGAAGAAGAGGGUUCGAGUGGAGUGUCGGUGUGGAUCGGACUCGUGUCGAAAGUACCUGUUCUGAUGGGGGACUGCCAGGAACAGCGUUGUUUGUGUAAACAUGUGGAACAUUGUACAGAUUUGUAUAUGAAUUUUUUAUUUUCUGAAAUUCACGUUUUUAUAUGUGAACAUGACAAAGUCUUCAAGCUGCAGACCACAGACGGGUCAUUUUAAAUCUCUGUGUCCACUAGAAGCUGAGAUUAGGAGCUGUGUGCUGUUUGGGUGCUUGGUGUGUGGGACAGGUAUUGAUCACUGGUACACCAUCAUUGGGUUUUAUCACAGCAUCAGUUUGUCCUUCGCUUCUACCAGAGACCUCAGCAGGUUAACAGAUCUGGGAUCUGAGAGCCCAGACCGCCAACAGGUUCCUCAAACAUCCACUUCCUGCUUCGCCUGCUGGACUCUAGUGUGACGAGCGAAGCGGCAGUACCUGACUCUGUUUUAUAAAUAAUCUGCGUAACCGGACCUCAGGUCAGACCUGUGUACCUGUGAUGGAGGUCAGAGGUCAUUCAGAGUUGGAACACCAACACACAAUGCUCCUCUGCACUUCCAUCUGAUGAAAUGAUUGCAGAGGACUAACGGGCCCUCAGGGUGCCGGUGCUGGGCUCUGGUUCUGGUACUGCAGUUGGUGUUACCCUGCAGACACAUCUGAGUUCACAUGGGUUGUUAAUCUUUCUCUAAAUUGAGAUUUUAUAGUUGAAUGUGUACUUUGUAGUGCUUUUUGUUUCUUUUACCUCUGGUCAUCGUGCUCCUGAUGCUCGGUGGGUUUAACACUGCGGCCUCCUGCUGGCGUCUGCGGCCUCUCUGAACUCAGUGAGCUGAAAUCUGCUCAGUUAUCAGCAGUUCAUCUCACAGAGACCACAGACCUUCCCUCUUCCAGGACCUUCUGCACUCAGCUGAUCACCUGUGACAGCCAGGUGUUUAACAGGAACUCGGAUCACCUCCACCACAGUCUGAAGCAGCUUACUAUGCAAUGACCCUGAACCUGUAGACAAGUUGCAGGGAGGUAGUGACCCUCAGCUGAUCUGUAGCGUCUCAGCAAACUACUCCUCCUUCUGGCUUUCUAACAAAGAAAAGUCAGGACUUGGCAGCGAGACGGUCCCUGUAGUGGUGACUUUAACUUCCUGUGGUGGUCCAACAGCUGGUGGUCCUCAGUGUGUUUAAACUUGUGUAGUGCUUCAGCGUGGAGAACAGACUCUGUGUCAAUAAAUGAUGAACUUGUGAUGUCAUUGUUGUAGUUUUAUUAAAUGUUCAUGUUGUGUGU
This is a messenger RNA of Micropterus salmoides (largemouth bass), 5347 nucleotides long. RefSeq names its product histone-lysine N-methyltransferase SUV39H1-like. The record is from RefSeq and is a predicted model, not a curated record. Lineage: Eukaryota; Metazoa; Chordata; Actinopteri; Centrarchiformes; Centrarchidae. Gene Ontology annotation, cellular component: nucleus. Bases 2039 to 4111 code for a protein of 690 amino acids. The transcript is spliced from 10 exons. Gene Ontology annotation, molecular function: histone H3K9 methyltransferase activity; protein binding; zinc ion binding.